AUGAAAGUAUCUAUAAUAAUUCUAUGUGUGUGGAUCCGACUGCGGCUCGGAAGGGAUAAAGAAGAGCCGGGGGAUUGUCAUGAAUGCAUCACCUGGGUACAGCAGGGACAAACGAAAACUAAGACCCUGCAACCGGAAGGUUGCUCAUUUCAAAAGGAAUGUGAAGAAAAUAAACAAAGGUUCCAGAUGUGCAGAAGAGGCAAACAAGUGAUCUGCUAUGAUCCUAAGAAGGUUACUAAGGUAACUGUAAUACAGGUAAGCUUGUCCCACAUUACGGGAGGCAAGGUCAAAAACAUUGCCUCCCAGAUUAUCCAGAAUUAUGGGACUCAAGCCCAGUUAAAAUUUGAUGUAUGCCAGGUCAUUAAUAAUAAUUCCUGGCCUAAGGGGAACUGUGGUGGCCUAGGGUGGGAACGACAUUAUAUGUUAGAGGAAAAAUAUUUGUGUGCCUUCCCGUUUCCUGAAGGACACAAUGGGCGAGCCGCUAAUGAGCCAGAGUGUGAUGCCCAAGACUGGAACUAUUGCCCCUACUGGAAAUGUGUAACAGCUGCUACUUGGACUCAACAACCAAUGAGAGGGCUUCGAUUAAAGUUACAAAAAGGGGUAGCUCAGAGUGACUGUAAAAUCGGAGAGUGUAACCCUGUUAUAAUGACAUUAACUCCUGUCAAACCUUUAACAUACACCUAUGGAAUUCUAAUAUAUGGAAAAGGAUCAGAUCCAGGGGCAAUUAUAAGAUUAGAAGUUAAGUCAAUAAUACAAGAGAUUGGGGAAGAGCGAAGCAUAACCUGGUCAGUAUAUGAAACCCUAAAACAAGUAGGUAAGAAAGAAAUAGUGUCUACGAAGGCCCAAAACUUGUUCGUAGAGAUGGCUGAAGGGAUUGCUAAAACCUUGGCAGUCCGUAAUUGUUUUGUAUGUGGGGGAACAAAUAUGGGAGAAAAGUGGCCAUGGGAGGCAAAGGAAGCUGGUCCUGUCCUGUUCAACAACCUCAUGAAAAUGGGGAAUAUCACCCAGCGGGAAAUGGCUUCUGACAUCAUUUGGACGUUAACUACCAAUUUGGUGGCCAAUGUUUGUUUCAGACAAAACGGCACCGAGCCAGUAGGGGAUUUAAUGUGUAAAGGGGUGUGGGAUGGCUGUAAUUGGACAAGCCCUAAUAAUGAGCAGCCCAAGCCUGAGCCUUACAACAUGCCUCUCAGGAAAGCAGGGGCAGAGUGGGUGGCCCCUGAAAACAUGUAUUGGAUCUGUGGAAACCAGGCAUACGAAAAACUUCCAGGAAACUGGAGUGGGACGUGCAUGUUCGGGUGGAUUAGACCGUCUUUCUUCCUCUUGCCCAUGAAGAGGAAACAGGUGUUGGGAAUACCCGUCUACGACGAGGUGGGGAAAGUUAAAAGGAGCCUUGCAGGGACAAAGGUAGGAACUUGGAAGGACGACGAAUGGCCCCCAGAGCGAAUAAUAGCUUAUUACGAUCCCGCAACUUGGGCUGAGGAUGGGUCAUGGGGGUAUAGGACUCCAAUUUAUAUGAUCAACAGGAUGAUCAGACUGCAAGCAGUAUUGGAGAUAGCAGGGCGACGCAUAGACGCAGCCCUGAAUGUGAUUGCAGGGCAACAAGAUAAGCUCAGAACAGCUGUAUAUCAGAAUCGACUCGCCCUAGACUACAUCUUAGCAAAGGAAGGAGGUGUAUGUGGAAAAUUUAAUCUAACCAAUUGUUGUCUUGAAAUAGAUGAAACUGGAAAAGUGGUAGCUGACCUGACAGCUGACCUCAGAAAACUGGUACAUGUACCUGUACAAACUUGGAAAGGGGCCCUAGAUGUAGGACAAGAGGGAUUUUUGGGGGGUUAUUCAGUAGUUGGAAACAAGCAUUGA
Candoia aspera is the source of this 1857-nucleotide messenger RNA. RefSeq names its product endogenous retrovirus group 3 member 1, envelope (gene ERV3-1). The record is from RefSeq and is a predicted model, not a curated record. Lineage: Eukaryota; Metazoa; Chordata; Lepidosauria; Squamata; Candoiidae. The coding region runs from base 1 to 1857 and encodes 618 amino acids. The transcript has a single exon.